GGGCGGACCCGGCGGAUCAGCUGAUCGGCUGCAUAAACAGCAGCUCCGGGGCCCGGCGCGGGGCUCCUGCCGCAGCCCGGGGCCGGCUUUUUUUUCCAUCCCCCCCGCACCCACCCCUGCUGCUGGAAGAGCCCUGGGUGACACUGGACUGGCGGAGCUGCGAUGCCCUUAAAGUUUCAGGUGCACUGUCUGGCUCGUAACAAAAAUAUUCCUUCUGCUGCCUGACCUCUGCAGGCUUCUCCAGCAAGGGCCACAGCCUUCCUGAUUGUGCUAUGGACUCCAGAGUUUGGCAGAGUCAACCAGUGGGGAACUUCUCGGACUGUCCAAACGGCUCCCAGUGGGUGUGGGAUGUGUUCGAUGAGUGUGCCCAGGAUGGUUUGGACAUCGCCAGCAUUGUGUUGGGGCUGGUUUCCAUCGUCUGCUUUGCGGCUGCUUCAUUCCCCCAAUAUUACCAGGCUUGUAAAACCGGUAACAUGGAUGAGGCGCUCUCCAUAUACUUCCUGUUGGGAUGGCUGGCUGGAGACUCCUUCAAUCUGAUAGGGUCGUUCCUGGCUGACCAGCUGCCGCUGCAGACUUACACUGCCAUCUACUACGUGUCAGCAGAUCUGAUCAUGUUGUCUCUGUACUGCUACUACAAAGUCAGGAACCAGAGCCGAGGCUUCCUUGCUCCUAUUAAUGCCGUCUUUGCCUUCAUCUUUCUGGGAACGGUGUCAACAACCUCCCUACUCGGUGGAGGUGGCUCCUUGGCUCAGGAAACAAUGGUGACGAUGAAAGGGAGGACACUUCUCUCUGCUGCAGCGGAUGAGUCUGGGCACGAGCCUUUCACCAAGAAGGAAAUCAUUGGCUUCGCCAUUGGCUCACUGUCCUCCUUGAUGUAUCUGUUGUCCCGAGUGCCGCAGAUCUACACUAAUUUCAAAAGGAAGUCUACUGCAGGGGUGUCGUACUCCCUCUUUGCUCUAGUGAUGCUGGGAAACACGCUGUAUGGAGUGAGCGUGCUUCUGAAGAACCCCGACCCGGGGCAAACCAGAGGCGACUAUGCCCUCCACCACCUCCCGUGGCUGAUCGGCAGUCUGGGUGUCCUUUCUCUCGACAUUGGUAUCUCCUUCCAGUUCCUUGCUUAUCGGAACAGAAGACCUAGCACUCGAGAAGAGAGGGAGGCCCUUCUUAGCAGCUGACAGAGGAGCUAGCCCAGUGCAGGAACGGCAGGAUGCGCAGGAGAGUGCUGGUUUUCACCAAGGCACGUUGGACUCCCAGACCCACCUGUCUCUGGGCGAUCCCAAAUGAAAGGGAACGCAAGCCAGUGUGUGGUAUGCUGCUGAGGGAUUAUGCCUGGCUGUGUGGCACAGGAUGCUGCUGGCAGAUGUCACGCCUGCUGGUACCAAUGAUGUUAAAGGGAUAAAUAUUGGGGAAAUGCCUGUUCCAGGAUCACAGUCACUUUUCACCUUUUAUUUAAGUACUGUAGCUGAACUCGGUUCCCUCUUUUCUCUUAGAAAGGAGGUCUUGCACUAGCUCCAGGCCAGCUAUUGCUGCCAAAAGGGAAGAGACCCUAGGAGCUUAGGCUGACCCUCUUAAGUGGAAGCUGCUUGGUCACAGCUAUGUUAUUGCCAUUCUCAGCUACACCUUUGAGGGUCUAGUCACUGGGCCUUUAAGGUAGGGAAUGAGGCCAGUCCUGGGUAAAGUAUUUUAAUACAUGUGUAUACACAUUUUAAUAUUUUUGGCUGCAAACUUUAUAUAGAAUAAAUCCUUAUGCAGCACA
Alligator mississippiensis (American alligator) is the source of this 1756-nucleotide messenger RNA. RefSeq names its product solute carrier family 66 member 1 (gene SLC66A1). Bases 273 to 1175 code for a protein of 300 amino acids. The transcript has 9 exons. The record is from RefSeq and is a predicted model, not a curated record. Lineage: Eukaryota; Metazoa; Chordata; Crocodylia; Alligatoridae.